AUGGCCGCCAAGAAGCCUAACAUCCUCUACAUCAUGGCGGACCAGAUGGCUGCCCCCCUUCUGGCCUUCCAUGACAAGAACUCCCCCAUCAAGACCCCCAACCUCGACCGCCUGGCGGAGGAGGGUGUUGUCUUUGACUCUGCCUACUGUAACUCCCCGCUAUGCGCCCCGUCCCGGUUCGUCAUGGUCACCGGCCAAUUGCCCUCCAAGAUUGGUGCCUACGACAACGCCGCCGACCUGCCCGCCGACACCCCAACCUAUGCGCAUUACCUGCGCCGUGAGGGCUACCACACUGCACUUGCUGGCAAGAUGCACUUCUGUGGGCCUGACCAGCUCCACGGCUAUGAGCAGCGUCUGACAUCUGACAUCUACCCCGGCGAUUACGGCUGGUCAGUCAACUGGGAUGAGCCCGACAUCCGCCUUGACUUUUACCACAACAUGUCUUCUGUCAUGGAGGCUGGUCCUGUUGUCCGUACCAACCAACUCGACUUUGACGAGGAGGUCAUCUACAAGUCGAAGCAGUACCUCUACGACCAUGUCCGCCAGCGCACUGAGCAACCAUUCUGCUUGACUGUCUCCAUGACUCACCCUCAUGACCCUUACGCCAUGACCAAGGAGUUCUGGGACCUGUACGAGGACGUUGAGAUUCCUCUGCCCAAGCAAGGUGCUAUCCCACACGACCAGCAGGACCCUCACUCCCAGCGCAUUCUCAAGUGCAUUGACCUCUUUGGCAAGGAGAUGCCCGAUGAGCGCAUCAAGGCUGCGCGUCGUGCCUACUACGCGGCUUGCACGUACGUCGACACCAAUGUUGGAAAGCUCCUGAAGGUUCUUGACGACACUGGCAUGCGGGAUGACACUAUCAUCGUGUUCACUGGUGAUCACGGUGACAUGCUUGGCGAGCGUGGCCUCUGGUACAAGAUGGCCUGGUACGAGAACUCGGCUCGCGUGCCAUUUAUUGUCAACGCACCCAAGCGUUUCGCCCCGAAGCGCGUCUCUGAGAACGUGUCGACUAUGGAUAUCUUGCCGACAUUCGCCGACCUGGUUGGGGCGCAGCUCAUCAAGGGGCUACCCCUAGACGGUGUCUCCCUGCUGCCCCAUUUGACUGGAGAGGAUGGUGUCAAGACCGACACUGUUCUUGGCGAGUACAUGGGCGAAGGCACCCAGUCUCCUGUCGUCAUGAUCCGCCGUGGCCGCUGGAAGUUUGUUUACUCCUUGAUCGACCCGCCGAUGCUCUUCGAUGUCCAGAACGACCCACUGGAGAAGGUGAACCUGGUAGCUGGCCUACCAGACCCUGCGCACGCAGUUCCGGCGGAUCCUAAAGCCGUUGCUUUUGCCAAAACCGUGGGACCCGCAGCCCUGCCCACCCCUCUGGAAUCGCCUCGUGCAACACCACUGGCCCGCAACACACGCGACUAUGCCUUCCCAACUCCCCCGCGGACCCCAAGCCCGGGCAAGCAAUCGAACGCUGUUCCCGACACCACCGACCCAACGAAGCUGUUGGCCUACUUCUCUGAAGAGGUCCACACCCUCUGGGAUCUGGAGAGCAUCAGGGAAGAUGUCCUGCGCUCGCAGCGCCGCCGCCGCCUUGUCUACUCCGCCCUGAUCCAGGGUACUCCUCAGUUCUGGGAUUGGGAGCCUCGCGUCGACCCCAGCACCCAGUAUGUCCGCAACCAGGGCAAGGGAGUUCUUGACGAUGUCGAGUUGAUCUCUCGCUGGCCUCGUGUCCUACAACAAGCCGCCCAAGCUCAGGGCGUGAAAAUCUAA
Molecule: messenger RNA, 1764 nt
Organism: Aspergillus puulaauensis
Lineage: Eukaryota; Fungi; Ascomycota; Eurotiomycetes; Eurotiales; Aspergillaceae
Product: putative choline sulfatase
Exons: 2
Coding region: 1-1764 (587 amino acids)
Molecular function (GO): sulfuric ester hydrolase activity
Source: RefSeq, a predicted model, not a curated record